AGUACUGCUGAAGAUGGUGGAGCGAUCGAUUUUGUGGUGUUUCUGUCGUGUGUAUGAAGACAGAUGGCCGAAUUUACGAAAUGUGAAAUUGUUGAUGUUUGAAAUUUAACCUACAUUUAAUAAUUCCGUGUUUUCGAACAGUACUACAUGAAUUUUGCAUCGCAUAGCUGUUUGAACAGAAUUUAGAUGCAGAAUGAAAGUUGGCAGUUACAGAGCGUCCCCCUAAUACACUUUAAAAAUCUGCGUGACAUAAAUUUGUUACACUGUAAAGCUUAACUAUCUGUUGUGUUAACAUCUGUAACUCUGGUAAAGCAGGAGUUUUCGAGUAUUCUGUAACUGGUAUUACUCAUGUCUUGAAUUUUUUACCUCUCUUCGUAAGAUAUGUUUCAUUUUUCCUGUGUAAGAAACAUAUAUAUGGAUCAGUUAUUUAACAGAACAAACUCUUAUACGUGUAUUAUUAUGUAUUUGACAUGUGAUGAAAAGUAAUUUCUUCGUAUAGACUCAGUCAGAGUCUACAAAUCAGUUCUUUAUUGUAAUGAGAGCGAAAUUUGUCAAAUGAAGCAAAUGUUUAGCCAACCAAUUCCUGGUGGCCCUGCUAUGGACCCAUUCUAUUCCUCUCCUUUUUCAUCCUAUUUCAGGAGACAAACCCCUUACUUUGGACAACCUGAUUAUCGAAUUUAUGAGAUGAACAAGCGUUUGCAGCAAAGGACAGAUGAAAGUGAUAGUCUUUGGUGGGAUGCUUUUGCAACCGAGUUCUUUGAAGAUGAUGCUACUUUAACACUGACAUUCUGCUUAGAAGAUGGACCUAAAAGAUACACGAUUGGCCGAACUUUGAUACCACGAUAUUUUCGAAGUAUAUUUGAAGGAGGAGUAUCAGACUUAUCAUUUAACCUGAAACAUCCUAAAGAAUCAUUUCAUAAUACUUCCAUAACUUUGGAUUGUGAUCAAUGUACAAUGAUAACAUAUCAUGGAAAGCCUAUGUAUAAUAAGGGACUUGGUGGCCAGUAUCCUAAUGAUCCCAUGAAAGACCAAAUAGUAAAGGAUAAUGCAGUUGUGGUCUGCACAGAAGGGAGAUUAAUUUUGGAAUUUACUUUUGAUGAUCUUAUGAGAAUCAAAUCUUGGCACUUUGCGACACGCCAGCAUCGUGAAUUAGUAUCUCGAAGUCUUAUUGCUAUGCAGAUGUCCCUUCAUAUGGAGGCCCAACAGCAAGAUCCUGUGCUUCUUGAACAGUUGUCCAAAAAUAUCACUAGACAAGGUUUAACCAAUUCAACACUAAAUUAUUUACGAUUAUGUGUCAUCUUAGAGCCAAUGCAAGAGCUUAUGUCAAGGCAUAAAGCAUACGCUUUAAGCCCUAGGGAUUGUCUCAAAACAACGCUUUUCCAAAAAUGGCAGCGCAUGGUCGCCCCACCAGAAACUCAACGUCCUCCAAGCAAGAGACGCAAACGGAAGUCAUCAGCAGCCAACAGUGGAGGAGCAGGUACAGGAGGAAAAAAGAAAAAUAUUUCUCCUGGACCUCCUAACUUUACACUUGCUUCUCAGGAUGUGAUGGUCGUCGGGGAGCCUUCACUAAUGGGGGGAGAGUUUGGUGAUGAAGAUGAGAGGCUCAUCACCAGGCUUGAAAAUACUCAAUAUGAUGCUUCAGCUGCAGCAGCAGCUGCGACAGCCAAUGGUUUAGAAGACAAUGAAGAUUUCCAGACAAACCCUAUAACAUCAGCCCCUAGUACAACUGGUGGACCUCCACCAUCAACCUGGUCAGGCCCUCUGUCAUCUGGUGCCCCUUCUUCUGAACGUACCCCUGUUUCCGCCCCUUCUACUAGUUCCCAACCUGCAAACCAAGAAGAUAAAAAGCCUUCUCCUAAUUUAAGUCAAUGAUUUUGUUCUCCAAAGUUUUAAAAGAGGAAAAAUAUCUAUGACCAAUAUAUUAUAUCUGUUUUUAGUGUUUGUGUGAAUAAGAAGUGUUCAAUAGUCAUAUUUUGUGAUGGUAUUUCACCUAGCUAAAGUUCCUAUGUUUAAUUCUCAUAAAAAAUUUCAUUCACUGGAGCAAAGCUAUUGCUUUAGUUUUAAUUUAGGUCAUAAUGUUUUGUGUGUUGACAUAGUAUUUGUUCAAGAAAUGAACCCCUGAAGUAUUGGACUCUGUGUUAUUCUUUCAUCCUGAAUGCUGAAUUAGUUUUCAAAAUCAUAAUUAUAUUUUCUUGCAGGAAAUGCGGUUAGUAAGUGAAAUUGCCUUUUUUGUUUGAUAAUGUGAUUAUAUUUUGUAUUGUUAUUCUGUCAGCUUUUUACAUACUGAAUCAAUUUUUCUGCUUUAUUUCUUGCUUUAUUGCACUAAAAAUGUUAGUGGAACUGCAUAUUUUUAAACAUCUUAUUCGUACUAUAUGUUUAUCAUAAUUAAGUCUGCAUAUUUUAAUAUAUAAUUCAUUUCUAAGAAUCAUUGUAUAAAUUUUACAUUUAUUUGUAUAUUCCCAAAUAAUCUUUGGAAGCAUUUAGUAAAAGUAUAGUGCAAUCUUAAAGUUUUAGAUAAAAAUGUAUUUAAAUAUGUACAGGAAAAAAAUUCACUUUAGCUUAUCUUAUAUCUCUGUACAUAGUAAAGUGUUAUUACUUCUUUGUAAUGUCAGAUUUUAUGGCUCAUGUUUGUACUAUAUGUUGAGUAUGACAUUGAAAAAGAAACCGCUCUUUCUAUGACUCGGUAUUUCUUUAUCUAUUGUUGUGAAUAUCUGUACAGGGUAUAUUUUAUAUUUUUACUAAUUUCAUUUGAUUUUCUUUAGGUUGUCUGUAAUUUUAGAACACGGAUCAUUUAUGCGUACGUUCUAUAAUUAGGUGUUUAGUUUUAGAGUGGUAGCACUCUUAUUUAAGACUGUUUUAAUUAUGACUACACAUCAAGUUUAUGUGUGUAUAAAAUAUCUCCAUUUCUUUUUAAUGCCCUUUUAAUUUUAUUGAUACAGAACCAAAAGGAAGACAAAUAGUUAACUUUUUAAUUAACUCAUUUCUUUAAGAAAAGAUGCAUGGUGCUUAUUAUUUUAGCAUGUAUGUGAUUUUAAUUUGUAGUUAACCAUUCUUAGGGUUACCUAACAUUAUUGCAAUGAAAAUGUUUUCACAUUCAUUUAACAGCAAGUUAUACUUAUAUUAUGUGUGUAGCAAAAUAAUAUUUACAUACAAUUAACCUUUUAAAAUCAUAUCUGCUGAUUCUGUGUAACUUUCUUCAAUUUUUUAUUAAUAUUCUGCUACAUAAUUAUGUGGAUUAUACAACUUAUUUUUCCAAGUGGAAAAUAAUUUCUGCUAAGACUUUGAUAGUAAAAUAUUCCAUUGAUUAAAAAAGUAAAAUAAAUAAGGAAAAUGAAUUUUACUCUUUUCCUUUCCUCCUUUUUGGAUUAAACAUUUUACCAGUAUCAAAAGAUUAUUUUUAUGAAAGAGGUAAAAUAAGACGCAUAGUCGAAAUGUAGCUUCCACUUCCAGGUUGAUUUACUUUAAAACUAAAUGUUUAAGAAUUAUACACCUUUGCAGAAUAUUAUAAAAGUAUGGAAUGUUGGUUUUAUUUUUUUUACAGACCUUUUACCUAUGUUCAUAUCAUGCAUAAAAUAUUUAAAUAAAAGGAGUUAAGCCUGUCUGCAUGAUUCGUUAUUUGGACAGUUGUCUUAGGUCAGUCAAGCCGUGUGUUGAAUGUGCAAUUAUAUCGACUAAAAGCAUUUUAUGUACAUCAAAAAUUUUAAUUUGUAUCUACUGAAUUGGUUGUUAUUUUAUGUCAAACAGUAUCAGCUGUGAUACAAAAGCUAAUGGGAAAGAUCAGUUUUUAUUAUGCCAGCAAUUCUAUGAUAGCCUGAGGUUUGCUUGCUUUAAACACUUUUGUUUUUGUUUUUCUCCUUCCCGUUCCACAUACUCUGGCUAAACACAAAGCAAAUUUGUUUUGGAGACACAUUUUUAUAUGCAAUAACCUGAACAUAGCUAAUUAAGAGUAAAAUACAUUAUUAAAAUUAAAGCAUACUCUUGAUGGAGUUUUAGGUUAGUUGUUUAGUUUGCCUUUUUUUUAUCAAAUCGCAGAGCGUUUUUAUUAAAUAAAUCAUCAAGUUUUAAAAGUGUUAGGUUUCUAUAUUAAUCACAUUAUUUUACAUAUAUGCUGUGCAGGUUUUAAAGAAUAUGACUGAAAUCUUAAAUAAAUAUAAAGAUUGGCUUUAGUACUCAACCUCCGUUUACUAUCCAAUGUAUUUAUAUUUUUACCCAAAAAUAUGGCAAGGAGUUUAGGAAAAUUCUUAGGCCGGAGUUCUCUGGACUGAUCAACUGCUGUGCUUUUCUGCAAUCUAGUAGAAAAUUUAAAAUGUGUUAUUUUUUUUCCUUAGAAUUAGUAAAAAUUAACUUUUUUUUUCAUAGAUUUUAUAACCAAAAUAAUAUUGCCGUUUAUACUAAUUUUAAGCUUUUCAUUGGUGUGUUUCUCUUCCAAUUUGAGUGUAAUAGAUGCUGAAUUUGAUGUUGCUAGAAUCUGCUUUUUAAUAGUGCAACCCCUCCGAGAGAAAGUUGUGGAAUCUUAAAUGUAAAAAAUCAUAAAAUUGUAUCAUAUUAAUCAUGAAUUGAUAAUAAGAAUAGAAGUACAAAUAUUUUAAAUUAUUAAAACAUGUGAAAAGCAAAUUAGAUACUGUAGUCUCAAAUGUAAUUAUAUUGAGGACCAUGUAAAUAGGCCUUUGGAUGAAUGCUAUUUACAUUAUUUUGUAGCAAGGUUAUCUUGCAUUUGGGAUAAUGAACUGUGGAGUAUUUAGGCUUGUCUAAGUUGCUUAUUAUGUUAUACAGUUAAUGAAUUUGUUCCAACAUUACAGAACAUACUUUUGUAAUGAGAGAUAUUAAAUACUAUUUUGAAACAAAUUUGAAAACUUGAAGUAUGUUUAUGCAUAAAGUCAUUCAGUUUCUUUCUUUUUUUUUUAAUACAACAUGGAUGCCUUAAGACAGUCAGAAAUGCAUACCAGAUGCUUGUUGAAAUUCAUGUAUGCUUGGUUAAUUUAACAUGGUAUGGCGAAUAUCAAUAUUUAUUCCUUUUAGCAGCCACAGUCUCAUGUUGCCAUCUGUUAAUAAGGAGAGAAAGUGUGGCACCAGGUACAUGAAGGUGAUAAAUGAUAAUGACCAUGGGAUUAAAACUGGGGUCUGUCCCAUACUAGCCUAACAUUGUACUGCUAUGCAAAAGCACUCUGUGUCCUGUCCUGUUGAUAUUUAAAUCUGCUUCCUGGGGCAAACACUAGGAGAUCAUCAAGACCACCACAAGGGCAAAGCAUGUAAGAGCUGUCUGUCUGUGGAAUGACAUGCCUUAUUUGAUGAUUUUCUAAGGAGAGUUGGCUCCUAUUCAUGUAGGAAAAACCCCAAAAAUGGUAAUGUAAGUGGCCUGUUUGUCAGGAUUUGAAUCAACUGCUGUGUUCCUCCAGUAUUCAAAGAUGUGUCAAUUAUCAGUAUUCAGUGCUCAACACUUGCAAUGGGCAAGUCUUUAAAAUAUGCAAAUUGCAAGUGUCUUGAGUUAUUGAGUGUGCGAGCAUUAUUUUCUUCUCUGAACUUCUGAGGCCCAAUUCGUGGCUGAGAUUUGGCAGUUUAUUGUCUAUAAUCCUUCAAUCACUGAGCAAAAGUGGCCCAGUUGAAAUGCUGAUUGCAUUAGACCCUUUUUUGCAGCAGUCUUCAUUGCCUGUCAUCAGGGCUGUUGUCAGUUAUUUUGCCUUUUGCAAAGAUCUAGGUAACACAUGAUGAGAUUCUCUGUAAUGAAGGUGAAUUCUUUUCAAAGUUUUGCAUUUCAUUAAUGUGACAUAUUUAAGCUUUUGUAACUUCCUGAAAUUUUCAUCUAGAAUGUUUUGUCAUUACAGGCUUUUCCUUUAACACUUAUUUGCUUGUACUUUACCUGAAAGACUAAAUCUGUAUCCUCAUUUUUGCUUCUGUAGAUUUAAUUCCUGUUUUACUUUUUUGAAAACUUUGGAAUAUAUUUUGUUGAAAAUGUGGUAAGUAAUUAAUAUCUCUUUCCAUUACAAAAUUAGUAAUAUUUUUGACAUUAUCUAUGGCAAAUGAAAUGUCUCAUAUAAUGCAUGAACAUUUUUUAUGACUGCAUCCAUGGACAACUGAGUGUUUAUUCUUGAUACUGGGAGCUGAUCAGUUUUUCAUAUAACCUGACAUAAAUAUUUUAUACUGAGGUUUAAUAACGUGUUUUCUCUUUUACUUUAAAUUAUCAUGAAGUUGUUUUCUUAUCCUUAUGAUUUGAUUUUCAAAAUCAUGUUCUAAAUUGGCAUGUGGAGGCUAUGUCUAUGCUAAAACUGAUAAUGACUAAGAUUGUUGGAUUUUAAUGGUUGAAUGUGGGUGUGAUAUAUAUGUUGUGAUCAUUCUGACUGAUGAAACUGUGACACGUAUGAAACCAGUCUUAGAAACAUAAACUGUUUAUCUGCACAGUCACUAUUUUUCUUAUGAAAAAUAAGGUAAUUCAAACAUUCAUUAUAAAAAAAUCUAAAGCAGUUACACCUUUAAAUUAAACUAGACUCUGCUUUUCUAUUUGUUGCAAAUGAAAAUUUUACUAAAUUAUAAGAUUUUUUCCAUAUGUUUUCAGUUUAUUUUAGGAGUAAAAUUUUAAAUUUUUACUGCUAAAGGAUGUUUUCUGAUCCUAAAAUUGUCAUUUAAGAGGUUUAAAUUUUAUUGUGAUAAAUUUUUGUUCUCUGAGCUACUGUUUAUUGCAUUAAAUCUGUUUUGUAUGAAUGAGACUAUUUUGAUUUACUCUGAAAUAUUAAACAUUAUAUUUUGUAAAUGUAUUUUCUUUGUUUCCAAGAUUACUGACUGCCCCUUACUUUGUGAAAAUCAAAAUGUGUGUUUCAGUUAAAUUUUAUUGUGAAAGUAGGUUUUUCUAAAUGUAAAACUGUUAAUGUUGAUUUUUAUAUUGAAGUAGUUAUAUAAAAUUUUGCAUCUGCUACCAACAUUUGUCAGCAUUUUUGUUUUAUCGUAGCAGUUUAAUGUCUAAAAUCCAGCAGCAUUGCAAGCAUUUAAACUAUAGUAAUUUUUGUCUUUCUGUUGAUUUGUCAAGCUUUCUAAAUAUUCUCACAGUUAUUUUUGCUGAAGAUGACCACAGAAAUUCAUCACAAAAUCAGCUUUUCACGAUUAUUUCAGGAAGCUGUGUCAGCCUUUGCAUUUGCAUUAUACACCAGUUAAACCUCUAAAUUUUUUCAUAAAUGUAAGUAAAAUUAAACUCUGUGUAUCUGAAAUGCAUCUUAUUCUCUGCUGGAUCCAGCUAAGGCAUAGUUGUAGAACUCUAAAUAGAAAAUUAAUGUGACUAAAUGCUGUCCUUUUAGCUGUAAUUAGUCCCCUCCUAAUAUUCGUGAAUGAAGUUGAUAUUCCAAACUACUUAAUCAUUAAUUUCAUACUAAUGUAUUCCUAUAUACAUUAAGUGUAUGUGCAUUUUUUCUACUUUUUUGACUGUGGUACAAUUUUUAUUUAUAUUGGAGAUUAUUUUUAUAUUCAGUUUGCAGACAUUAAUAUUUGACUCUUAAGUUGUGAUUCUAGUCAUAAAUUGCAUUUUAAAGAUUUUCUGCUAACAAAAAAAUUGAAAAUUUUAUUUUUAUUUACAAUGAAAAACUUUACCUUCUUUAUUAAAAAUUUAAUUCUCAAAUGUCUUUAAAGGUAUUAAUAUUUUUGGAUAUAGACACUGGGCUGCAGGCCAGUGAUCAUUCUUUAACUGAAUACACAUAAUGUGGCAUUAGAAACAUCUUUUAUUAACUACAGUAAUAGUGUGAGAUUUUAUAAAUAUAAGUUAAAUAUUAUGAAUCAUAUCAAUAAGAUAUAAUAUUAAAAAUUAAUGUAAUAUUUUUAAAUUCUGCCAGUUAUUACACUGGUAGCACAGUGACUGAAGAGGACAAUCUGUUCUGGGUGGCACAUUUUUGGAGGUGGCACAUCUGGUGUGAAACUGUAUUUGAUAGGGGUUAGUCGAAGCACAUAAGGAAUAAGAUUCUGAAUUGCAUACCGAAUUAUAUUGAAGGGGAAAAUAGUUUUUACUCUUGAUAAAGUAUUCGAAGAAAUCACUAUGAGAUUUUCAACAGCUACAUAUCCUUAUUAUACCAUUAUACUUUUUUUUAUUCUAUCAAAACUGUCAAAUGAAAAUUACAAAUAUCAGCUAAGGUAUGAUCAUGGUUACAUUAAUAAGGAAGAAUUUCUCCGUAAGAAAGAAGUAUUCCAUAGUUUUUUUGCCAUCACUGCUAGGAAAAUUUAAAUAAGAACAUGGAAGACGGUCCUUUUGAAUACCUGCAGUUUAUUCAAAAAUAUGAUCUCCUGAACAAAGAUCCAAAUGUUCUAAAACUGAUACGAAUUUUUCUCCCAAUUGCUGUUAAGUGUUGCUGGUUGUGAGAAGUGUUUUCUAAAUAAAAAUCAUUUAAUAAUUAAGAAUACAAAUGUCUAUUUAGCAUUUAAGAAACCUUUCUGUACUGUCUACAUAACAGCAAGAACAAUAGAUAUCUGCAAUGUCAUGGAUGAUUUUGUGAACAAAACAUACAAGCAAAAUAAUAUGAUUUUUAAAUUUCUUCAAAAGUAAUCAUAGAUUUUAAAUUUAUUUCUCUGUAUGUUAAUUUGACAUUUUUUAAAUUUUUUUUUUUUUUUUAUAUCAAGAGGGCAGCAAAUUCAGGGAGCACCCCAGAUGGCAAAAGCUGUAUCUGGGCCACUGUGGCAGCAGUGUAUUUUUAUGAUUUGAAACAUAAGUUAAAGAUCUUCUCUUAUGAGGUAUGCUGCAACUCUCCUUUGGCCAGUCCAUGUGGUUAUAAUUUAACGUGAUGGCUGAAGGUGGGAGAGAAAAAAACUAGACUUUGUAUGUUUCUGAUAAAAAAUAUUUGCAGCUUUAAUUUUCGAAUUAUGAGCAUUUGGAAUUUGUUCCUCAGUAAUAUAAUUUAUUUAACCUAAUUGCAAGUAAAGUGGCCUUCUAAUGAUUGUCUACAAAUAGGCAGGCCUCAAUAAAGAUCGUAAUGGUAUAUGAUUUGGGAACUUCUGUCUGUACUAUGAUUUGGGAACUAUGCUAAUAACUUGAUAUUUAGUGUAAUUUUAUAUUUUGGUAAAAUUAUUUAGCAUCCUUAUUAAGCUUAGCUUUGCAGAUGGCAACUGACAUAACUAGCCUCUUAAUCUAGCAACAUAGUUUGAUAAUGAAACUUAAUUUCAAUGCUGAAGCAAGUUUAUCAGAAGUUUCAAUUGUGGUGUUAAAUUUUUUAGAAUAUACCAAGGAACUUCGUGUUUUAAAUUGAAAUUGGCAUUUGAAAUCAUCUUAUAUACAUACUGUGAAGCAAUUGAUAGAUUAAAUGAAAUAUCUUUUUGGGGGAGGUUUACCCAUUAAUAAAAGCAAAACAAAAAGCAUAAAGUAAUUGAAUAAACACACUACUUCCCCAGCUUAUGUUUAUUAUACAUAAUUUUAUUAAAAAUUGCAAUUGAGGUCAUAAAAUAAAGGUAUGAAAAUAUUCAAAGUCUUGUACUUGUAAACUUUUAUAAUAGCUUCCCAUAAUUUAAGUGUUUCAUAAACUCUCUAAUGUUUUACUUUUUUUUAUUAUGACAAUAAAGAAGGUUUAUAAGUUUUGUUAUAAAUGGUUGGUGUCAUUUAGAUUGAAUGUAGUGUAAUCAGUAAUUAUUUUUAUUUGCUUUGCUGCAAAUGCAUCAGCAACGUGAUAAGUGCUUUUAAAAACAUUUGAUUUAUAUAUAAAUGUGAAGCAUGUUAAGUAUUUCAAUGAAUUUUCCAUACAUGCUAAUAUUGUGGCAUAUGUGCAUAGAUAAAGUUUUCUUAAAGGAAUAGUUAUAGUAAUUCUUUUAAUGUAAAGAUAAAAUUUUCUGGCUCUGAAUAAUUGCUAAUUACAGUCUGUUAUUAGUGUUUUAUAUAAAAGCUCCAUGCAUUUCAAUACAAAACAGACUCUCCUCAUCGCGUGUCAGUGAUUAAUAAAAUAAUCCUAAAUUUGUACCUGCAUUAGCUCAAAAUUACUACUGUUAAUGAAAAAAAAAAAAAAAAAAAAAAAAAAGGUAGUGAAUACUUAGGCAACAAAAAGAAUUUAUGAGCCAUUGUGUUAAGAUAUUGAAACUAAUGUGAAAUAUAUGUCACUGAAGUCAUGUGAUACCUGUUUCAUCUGUAAUUUAGUUAAUUAUCUGAUUAUUGUUUUAUAUUCUGCAUUAAAUGUUACUUAUGAUAAAUGGGCUCUUAUGCUUUUGUUUCAUGUAAACUGCUGUAUUCAUUUGUGUGAAUUUACAAUAUGUUUCAUGAUGAUAAAUAGAUGAAACAACAAUCUCCUGUCAUCAGAUUUGAAUGUUUCUCAAAAUUUUCCUAAAUUUUUAGGAUCAUUAUCACAAAAUAACCACUAUUCAUAUUUCUUGAGAAAAGUAUAAAAAGUAAGUUUCUAAUUCUUUUCAAACCAAAGAGCUAUUUUUAUGAAGAACUGCAUUAAAAUCUUAUAAUAUUGUAAGUAACAAAACAUUUGUCAUUGAAGCCAUUUGAUACCUAUUUCAUCUGUAUUACUGUUAUAUCUGCCUACUGUUUUGUAAUGCAUAUUAAAUGUAAUUUAUAUCUUAAAUUGGCUUUUAUGUUUUCACUUAACAUAAAAUUGUUGUAUUCAUGUGUGUGAAGCUGUACUAUUAUGCUUGAUGAUGAUAAACUGAUGAGACAGCUACUCUUUUUCAUCAGAUAUUGAUAAUUCAUAAAAUAUUCUUAAAGAUUUAGAAUCAUUGUAUCAAAAUGGGCUAUAUUUCAUUUUUCAUAAGAAAAGCAUCAAAAGGAAUAUUUUAAUUCUUUUUCAACCAAAGACCUAUUUUUAUGAAGAACUGUGUUAAGACCAUAUGGUGUUAAAAGCAAAUGCAAAAAUAUUUCAGAUCGAAGUCUCUGAUACCUGCUGUAUCUGUAAUAUUGUUGAUAUUUAACUGUUACUUUAUAAUGUGUGCUAAAAUGUAAUUUAUCUUCUAUGGGCUUUCUCUGAUUUGUGUGCAUUGCAGUAUUCAUGCAUGUGAAAUUCUGCUGUUAUGUUAUUUGGUGGUAAAUUGGUACGAUACUGGUUUUCCCUUAUUAAAUGCUAACACAAUAAUAGAUUUUUAAUUCACCUUUGCUACAGAAAUCAAAAUAUGUGAGCGACAGUGUUUCUUUAUCUGAAUUCAAAUAUGUAAUUUGAAUUGUACUAUCAUAAAGUUAUUUUUAACACUUUUUUAAAAUUAUAUGAGUAUGUAUUAUGUACGUCAAUACAAAAAGUCACCUGAAGUAGCAAAUAUGACUUUUUGAUGAUAUGACAGUUUUUUUGGAUGUGAGCUGAAGAGUGAGUGUUUUAUGGGUCCAGUCAACAUCAGCAAGCAUUUGUGACUCCAGUGGCCUUGAUAUCUUUUUGCAGUAUUAAAAAUUUCUUAGUGAAAAUUCUCAUAUGCUUAUUGUGCACUCUUUACAUGCUUAAUGGAAAUGCAAAAAGUGGUGUUUUAAAAACAUUGCAUCUCUUGGCUUCUUUUGACUUUGGAUCAUAUAUAUAUAUUCUACACUCACAGCUUGAUUAACUAUUUAGCAAAAUUAGCAUAUGCUUAGCGCAUCAAGGAAAGGGGGCACCAAAAAAUUUCCCAUCUCAGUAUUUUAUCAUAGAAUAUAUGGAAUCGAAAGGGAGAGAAUGGGGGAAAACAUGCAUUGCACUGUAAAUGUGAGGGCGGCAAAAUUUUUUAAGUGCUUAUGGCCUCUAGUAAUCUUAAUCCAACUCUGCUUACAUAUCUCAGAAAUGUUUUACAGUCUUGAAAAAUAGAUUUUUUUAUUUCUUUUUAUUGGAUCAAACUACUGAUUAAAUUUCUUACCUGUAAGUAAUUCCUAAUUUAAAUCGCACGAAAAUACUUUGAUUUUAUUAUCAGUUUUGUUUUAGAACUUGCUUCUCAAUUAUGUGAAUCCUAAUCCUUUUGUAGUUAUUGCAUUAAUAAAAGUGUACAUAAAUUGUAGCUAGUGGAGGGAGGCAUCUUUGUUUUUUCAUGAUACACAUGUGCUUUGUUAAUGACAUUAAACUUUCCAGGUAUUAGUGAUACAUGUUUUGGGACAUAAUGAUUUGCUAUCCAUUCACUCUAAGGAGAACAACUGUUAAUCACUGUGUGUGUGUAUAUAUAUAUAUAUAUAUAUAUGCGACUGUGUCUUUUAUAAAAUUAUUUCAAAGGUAUUUGUUUCUUUCACAUUGAUAUUGUUCUUUAUGCUAGAAGUAUUAAAAAAUAAUAUGCACCUAUUUCUGCCAAGGAGGAAAGUGUCAUUUUGAUGGAUCAGUAGCUAUAGUGUUAAAAGCUAACUCAUCAUCCUUGUUGUAGAAGGGAAAAACUGGAUUAAUGUACUUCCUAAGCACUGUGUUUUUUAACCUUCUAGCUGGCUUACCUGUUUUCCCCUCCCUCCAGAUCUUAGGAGUCACUUAAUCUAUAUUAUACAUUAUGAUUUGAAAUGUUAUGUUAUUUCUUUUAAUGAACCAGGUAUUUUCAUAAUGAAUGGAAGGUUAUGCAAAUAAAAAGUAAAGUAAGUAGUCAUCCAAUAUAAGCCAAUGAUUAUCAUUUAAAUUCAUAAGCAGAUGCCAAAAGUUGGACUACUCAGUGGAUUAAAACAAAUAAUAAUGUAAAUUAAAUGCUUCUACAAAAAAAAAAAAAAAAAAAAAAAAAAAAUAAAAUAAAAUAAAAUAAAUAAAUAAAUAAAUAAAUAAAUAAAAUAAAAUAAAAUAGAGCAGAUUGUAUUGGCAAUAACAAGAUAGCAAUGCAUUGUUGCUCUUAAUUGAAAACUGGAUGGAAUGGAAUUAUUUGAUUAUGACAAAGCAAACUGAGGCUAUCUGCUUAACGGGAGGGAGAAUUAUUUAUUGUGUUUUUAUAGCACAUGAGGAAAACCUCAUAUAGCUGUCCAUUUCAAUAGCUGAGAAUAGAAUGCGAGGCAAACUGCCAAUUUUCCUGGUCAUUCAGCUUUCCUUAAACCUUAAAUGUAAAACUGAAACAAAAGUAUUAAGAAGUACAGAUAAAUAUAAAUGAAAACAUUUCUUGCAAUUUAAACUUCAGUUUGUCUAUAUACAGGGCCUAGUACUGGGUAGGGCCUCUGAUUUUAGAAACUUUAAAAUCAUCCUAAACUCUGCACAGCCAUGACCUUCCUAUUAUGAAAACAAGUCAACAUUGGAGAGAGGAGGCUUUCUUAACUGGACUUUGCCUACAUAUGUAGCUUGAAUUUCUACAUACUUAAGAGUAUUAUGAAACAUUUCAUGCUAGAAAGUGGUGUUACUAAAAAGCUGUGGGUGGCACUGAAAAUCUGAAUUCAUACUUAAAAUCGGUACCGUACAUAAGAUUUAUAGGUUCUUUGCCAGAACCUUUGUAGCAGUGCAGUUAGUAAAAUAUUUCUGCAUUUUUAGGAAGAUUAUUCUCACUGCAUUUUAAGAAAAAUUGAAAGGAAGUUUUUAAUCUUCAAUUAAAGAACCUUUUUUCUAUGAAGAUUAAGGUUAUACAGUAUGGAGUUAUUAGUAAAUAAGGAUUAUACAUAAUGGAAAGCAAAUGCAAAAUAUUUAUCACUGAAGUCAACUGAUUACAUACAUUAACUGUAGUAUUGUAAAUAUUUUUUUAUGAAAUAUAAUUUAUCUUAAGUGGGCAUUUAUGUUUAUGAUUUGCAUAAAUUGUAGUAUAUCUUUGUGUGAAGCUUUUUUUUUUUUUUUUUUUUUUUUUAAUUUUAACAUAAUGGUAAAGUGAUAAAAUGAUGGUCUCUUUCCAUCAGAUGCAAAUAGUGCAUAAAAUAUUCCUAAGAGUAUUAACACAAAAUAACCAUUUUCCUUCUUGAGAAAAAUUUCAGAGUUUUUAAUUUUCGUGCAACCAAAGAGCUAUUUUUAAUAAAUAACUGCAUUAAGGUCAUAUGAUAUGCAUAGCUAAAGUAAAAUAUAUUGAUUUAUCUUAUAUGGGCUUUUGUGUUUUGACUUUUGUAAAUUGUUUAAUAAAAUAUUUAUCACUGAAUAUGUGUAACAAUGUUGAUACUACUGCUUUAAUUUUUUUUCAUUGUGAUUUAUGUUAUAUGGGCUUUUGUGUUUUGACUUUUGUAAAUUGUUUAAUAAAAUAUUUAUCACUGAACAUGUGUAACAAUGUUGAUACUACUGUUUUAAUUUUUUUUCAUUGUGAUUUACCUUAUAUGGGCUUUUGUGUUUUGACUUUUGUAAAUUGUAGGUAGUAUUACCUGAGUAAAUUGAAACAUAUUGAUUAAAAGGCCUGUUCCCCCAUGGAAUUAUGCAUGCUUUUAAAUAUAUUUAACACCCACCUUACAUUGUAUUUUUAAAGUAGAUAUAUUGGAUAUACACGUAUUUUUUUCCCCUUUGUUUUAUUAUUAUGGUCCGCAUUUUGUAAACGUGUUAGGAUUUAUUAUAGUUGAGUGAACGAGGGGAAUUCGCAACGAUUAUUAUGCAAAUUUCAGUUUUGUUGUGCUUUCAAAUUAUAGAUUGUUUUUCUAAGCAAUCCUCAUAAGAAAUAUUUUUGUGUUUUUUUUUUUUUUUUUUAGAAGCAUGUUACUUUUAUCUGUCUGAAAUGCAAGAUAGUAGUAUACGCACUUAAAUAACUUAUUAUGAUAUGUGACACAAUUCAUAUGAGCAUUAAUAAAAUUUCCAUAUCCUUUGAUGAUGAUGUAGUUCCGUAGUAUGGUGGCCACUUCAUUCACCUGAUUUGAUUUCUCUGAGAUUUUUCAUUAGGGGGAUAUUCAAAUGUUUUUACUUAUAAGUCUCAUUUAUUAUUAAAGUAACGUUAAUGAAGAAAUCCAUAAUAUUGUCGAGACCAUUUAGUAGUACAGAGCAUUGCAUGCUACUUGCUUAAUAAUCAUGUUAUAUUUCAAAUCACAUGUCAUGUUUCUAUGUAUGUUGUGUUAUAAAUUGACUGAUUUGUUGGGGGUACUACCAACUAAAACACUACUGAUUUUUAUACUAUGUUUAGUAGCUCAGUGAUUUUUCAUACUGUGUUAGUGUGUUGCAUGUUAUAUUCCAGUGUGUGUUCAAAUAUUGUACAUGGCAGAAACAUUGGCAAAGUUGUUUGUUGGGUUUCAAUAUAUGUUUAAACAUAUAUAUUGCAGAAACAUUGACGAGUUUGUAUAUUGUAUUUCAAUACUUAUCCAAGCAAGCAUUGUGCACUGUAGAAACAUUGACAAAAACAGUAGAAUAUUAGGAUCUUAAAGUUUUACUUUGAGUUCGAGUUUGUAAUUAUUGCAUAUUAAAGUGAAAAGGAUAUUGUUUGGUAGAAAAAGCUAGAAUCAAAAGAGAACUACUAUGAUUAAUUAAAAUGUGUUGAAAACAUUUUGCCCCCUAAAUUUAUGAGAAUAUCUUAGAAUUUUUGCCUUUCAAAUUUCUUGCUAAAUGGGUGUUAAUGUAUUUUUAAGAUGUAUGUCUGUCCAUGUGGAAUAAUUCGUUGUACAAAGUAAUCUUCAUUAGUAAUGACACUGUGAAAUAUAUAUAAAAUUAUGAACUUUUUGCAGUUAAAUUUGCAUCAAAACAUAUCAGAAUUUUAAGAAUUUUAACAGAUUAUUGCUUAGUUGCUGCAUGAAAGUAAUUUAAAAGCCAUAUAAGUAUGGAUGUCUGCAAAAGUAUACUGAAGUAGUAUGUUUAAAAAAUGCCAUUUGCUAGUACACAUAUAAUUACCAAAGAAAUUCCAUAUUUUUUAUUUUAAUAUAUUGGAAUGAAUUAUAAUAAAAUGCUAUUCAUAUUAUAUUUUCUGUCAAACUGUUAAAUGUGCUUUAAGAAUUUUGAGAUGUUUGUCAUGUAGUUAUAGUAAUAGUUUGCUAGAUCAAUAGUUGUUAUAGUGAUAGUUGGCUAGAACAACUAUUGAUCAAAAGCUCAACAGACUCAGCUGUUCUAUUUUGGUGGCUAAUUUUCUUGAUAAAAAUCUCUCUGUUUCAAGUUUUUGCUUUCCGUUCACUUCAGAGCUUUUACUUCAUGUUGGAUACAUUAUUAGUCUUGCUGGAUAUCUGUAUUUUAUGGAAAGCAAGAAAAGGGGACUUUACUGCAUCAUUCUAAAUGCCAUGUCUUUUCGAUGAAACUCAUAGCUAUUUUGUUAAAGUAAAAUUCUAAGCAACUUUUAAGCUGUAGCAGCUAUUGAAAUAAUGAAAGUCUACUAAACGUAGUAGCACUGGCUGACUUAAUCUGUUAAAAUACUUUUAAAGUUAUUUCCUUUAAUGAAUCCAUACAUCCUUAGAACAUUAUGCCUUGAUUUCCAUCCCCUUUUUAAUGAUGUAAAAAGAUGUCAUAUACUGUUAUAUUUGUAAUAUGCUAGCAAAAUUAAUUUAAGUCUGUGAAAUCUAUUUUUUGCAUUAAAAUUCAGUGACGUAGUAGGUUGAUUUAAAUUUUAUUUUGACAGCAUACUAAUGUAUUCUUUUCUAUAAUGUGUGUGUGUGUGUAUGUGUGUAAGUAUAAUACGUAUUGUUUAAUGGAGAAUACUUACUCUAAAAAUCAAUUGAAGUAUAAUGUAUGUUGUUUCAUUUGUAAUAAGAGUAUUUUCACAGUGUACCAAUAAUUUUCUAAAAUAAAUCUCAUUUAAAUCAUAUAAUUCCUUAUCGGUUCUUUUGGAAAAUUAUUUUAUGUAAGUGUCGAUUUGAACAACCCAAACCCUUAAGUUAUAUUUUUUUCCCACUGGUAAACUAUUCUAAGAAUAAUAGUCUCAUUCAUCUAUUAAUUUGAUCUCUCCCUGCUUGUUGUAAUGGUGAAAUGAAUUAAAGUGCUCGUGUUCUAACUUUCUUCAAAGCACUUUUUAAGACAAUGCUUCUUUUCUUUUGUGUGAGUGAAUAAAGUUAUGUACAAAGUUUCUAUAUGAUGUCGCACUCUGGUUAUUAUUUUUGUAAAAGAAAUUUUUGUAUUUCUUCAUAAAUUCCAUAAAAUAGCCACGAGUGGAAGAUCGUGUUCACCCCCACUGGCUAUUUUUGAUACUAUUGUGAAACAUCAAUAAAUAAAAGAAAAAUUAAGAAUUU
Molecule: messenger RNA, 16888 nt
Organism: Stegodyphus dumicola
Lineage: Eukaryota; Metazoa; Arthropoda; Arachnida; Araneae; Eresidae
Product: LIM domain-binding protein 2-like
Source: RefSeq, a predicted model, not a curated record